Candida dubliniensis CD36 is the source of this 3225-nucleotide messenger RNA. RefSeq names its product Arg81p (gene ARG81). Bases 1 to 3225 code for a protein of 1074 amino acids. The transcript has a single exon. NCBI's taxonomy places the organism in Eukaryota, Fungi, Ascomycota, Pichiomycetes, Serinales, Debaryomycetaceae. The record is from RefSeq and is a predicted model, not a curated record. Gene Ontology annotation, molecular function: DNA-binding transcription factor activity, RNA polymerase II-specific; zinc ion binding. Gene Ontology annotation, biological process: regulation of DNA-templated transcription.
AUGUCAUCACCAUCUAUACUAUCCAAAAAUAUAGAAGACAAGUCCCCGACAACUGUAACAGCCUCACCACCACUUCCUACCUCCACAACAAGACGUUCAAAGACAUUUACUGGAUGUUUCACAUGUAGAUCACGAAAGAUAAAAUGUGAUUUAACUAAACCACAAUGUGAGAAAUGUACCCGAGCCGGUUUAAUAUGUGCUGGAUAUGAUAUUAAACUUCGAUGGUCCGACCCUAUUCAAUAUAUACCAACGAAAACUGGCAAUGUAAAAAGUCAACCAAUUAAGUUUCCCAAUAAAGAUGAUGAACAACUCGAUGAAAAUAGUAACAACAACAAUAAUAAUAAUAAUAGUUCUUCUGAAUUUUUUCAACGACGACAAGUUGGAUUUGUUAAAUGGGAUGAACCAUAUGAAACUUAUGAAGAUAUGGAUCUGGAUUUAUCAAUAUUACAUGGAUCAGGAGAAGAUCCUAUUGUUAAAUUACUGGGAGAAACUAAAUUAAAAGGUCCAUUUGGGGUAUUUAAAGGUGAACCUCCACUACGGCAUAAAGUUAUAUCACAAGAAUCACCAUUGAAAUUUAAAAAACGGAAAUUAAACAAUAGUCAUAACAAUUCCAAUUCCAAUUCUAAUUCUAAUUCCAAUGUCACUGUUGGUGAUGUCACUUCUAAUAGAUCAAACACAUAUAGUAAUGUUUCGAGUCCAUCGGUAAAUGGACAUAGUUUUGUAACUCCAGCAUCCAAUUUACAGCCUCAUGCAUAUAAUUUAGAAUCAGGUAUGACCCAUUCUGAUCAACCACAAGAUUCACAAUGGAUUUCUAAUGAAUUGAAAGAUGCUGCUCUUGUGACAGCAGCAGCUUUAGAUACACAAUUUUUAGAUUUAAUGUUCAAUUUUAAUAAUAAUGUUCCAACAGAAGAUACAGGAAAUACAGGGAAUAUUAAUACUGCCACCACAAGUACACACACAGACACUCAUAACAAUAGCAACAACAACAACAAUAACAAUAACAAUAACACUCAUGGUACCACACUUGUUGAUGAAUUUAAUAAUCCGGAUUUUUUGAAUUUAUUAUUUCAUAAAAACCUGCAACUUGUUAUAACUACACCACAACCACAAGUAGAUACAACACCACAAUUAUCUCAUUCAAAUAGUAAUAUAUCAUUAGCCAAUAUUUUAAAUCAAGGGUCAAACACAAAUAAUAAUGACUCGAUCAUGAAUCCUACAUAUUAUUCCAAUUUUUCCAAUUUUUUCUAUAAUAAUCCUUAUCAAUCAAAUGAGAAUUUAGAAAUUGAUUUACAUGCCAAAUCUACUGAUCAUGAUGAUGAUGAAGAAGAAGAAGAACAUGAUGUUGAUGAUCAUUCUAAUGAUUCUAAAUUAUUACAAUUCAUUAUGAAAAUUGUUAAAAAUCCAACAAAUUUACCAUUUGAUUUAUCAUUACCAUCAAAUCACCAACAACAUCAAAUAAGUAUCCCCAUAAAUGCACUUCAAGUUCAACCAUUAACACGAUAUUUAUUAAAUUAUUAUGUUACUAAUGUAGCUGAUUUAAUGACAGUUAUCCCUUUAACUGAAAGUCCUUGGAAAACUAUUUAUUUCCCUAGAGCAUUAAUGGCAUUAGGUGAAUUACUGGCUUUAGGGAAAACUUCAACGGCAAAAAAUGCUUUAUUAAAUGCAUUAUUGGCAGUACUGGCAUUUAAUUUACAAAGUAAAUUUCCUAAAAAUUCUGAACCAAUGAGAUUUUAUUUAAAUUUAGGUAUUGCCUUAAGAAAUCAAGCUAGUUUAUUUAUUAAACAAUUAUUACAUAACAAUAGAAAUGGUCAUAAUCAUCAUAGAAAUAAUGGUAUUGAAUAUUGUAUUAAUCAUGAAAAAUAUAAAGAUGUUUUAUGUGCUGUAUUAAGUAUGAUUAGUGUUGAUUUAGUUUGGGGGACAAUGCAAGAUACUAGAAUUUAUAUAACUUGGUGUGGUAAAGUAAUUAUAGCAAAAAUGCAAAAUAAAAAAAAGUUAUCAACUAAAGCAAGUAUAUUACAUCGAAUUUUCCUGAAUUUAAAAUUAAUUCAAGAUUCUACUUGUUUAGAUAUUGAUAGUAUUAAUGAAGAUUUUGAAACUAAUUAUGGAAUUGGUAUUGGUUAUGAUGUUAGUGGUGAUAAAUAUGUAAGUCAUCAGAAGAAUGACAACAAUCAGGAUGAUAACCAUGGUGAUGAUAACCAUGAUGAUGAUGAUGAUGAUGAUGAUGAUGAUAUGGUUGUUGAUCAUAAUAAAGUAAGGAAAACAAGAAUUGAUUUUAUUGUUAAUAAUACAUUCACCAAUAAGAAACAGACCUCCUCCUUUUCCUCUUCCUCCUCCUCAACUACUACUACUACUACUACUUCAUCUUCUUCUUUGUCCACAAGUAAACUGAAAAGUUCAAAUACUACAUCACCUUCAUUUGUUAAUAAAAAAUUGAUUAAUACUAUGAAAAAUGAUGAAAGUUUUGCCACUGAUGCAUUAUAUGGAUUACCUUAUUCAUUGAUUGUAUUAUUUAGUGAAACAGUGGAAUUAUUACGAACAAAAAUUUAUUAUCGUGAUAAUCCCAAGGCAGCAGCAAAAAUAGCAACAAAGUUAACCCAUCAAGAAGAUUUUAAUAAUCGAAUUGAAGAUUUAAAUAAAAAAUUAAAGAACUGGACAUUAGAUUGGCAAUUAUAUGAACAUCAGAAUAAAAAGACUCCUACCAAUAAUAAUGAUAAUGAUAAUGAUAAUAAUAAUGAUAAUAGUUCUGAACCUCAGCAUGAAUUUUCUUCCGAAAAUGGGCAAAUUAUUGAUAAUGACAAACAUGAAUUUGAUCAUAAAUUCUAUUCACCAAUGCAUAAAGCCACUUAUCAUCAUAUUAUGUCAUUUUAUCAUGGGUUAGUAAUAUAUUUCAAUCGAUUAAUUAAACAAAUUUCCGCAAUUAAUUUACAAAAUCAUGUUCGAAAAACUUUACAACAUUUAAAUGCUAUACAAAAAUUGAUUGAUGAUAAAGAAGCUAAUAUUAUUCCAUUAUUUUGGCAAGGUUUUAUAGCUGGAUGUGAAGCAAUUUCAUUAGAUUUACAAUUAGCUUUUAAACAAUGGGGAGCUGAUAUAGCUAAAUAUUUAGGAAGUUAUUGGGGGGCUAGACAAAUCAUGAUGGAAGUAUGGAGAAGGAAAAGAGCUAAUGAAGUGAGAGAUGAUUGGAUUAGUGUUAUUCAUGAUUGGGAAAUGAAUUUAAUGUUAGCAUAG